CUAACUAAAUGCCCACCCCUCACUACCAGCCAAUGCCAUGCGUGUUCAGCUUGUUGCGUCCGGUUCGUCAUUGCAAUCAUAACCUGUGUGCGUUUAUAAGAAGCACACGAUCAGGUAACCAGCCAUCCCAAGUGCCGGUCUUUACAAGCAAACCAAACCUGCCGGUGCACGAUGCCGGCCAACUUGCCCCGUGUCGUCCUCUUCCUCACCGCCGCCGGCCUCCUCCUGGCCGCAUCCGCCAGCCCGGUGGCCGGCGGCGGCAACCACAGCGGCGGUAGGAUGGUCAUCAUCCGCGCUCCCGGGGCAAGGGUGGUCGCCGGUGCUCGUAACGAUCGCGCGACGGCCGCGUCGAUGUGGCAGCGGCGCCUGGAGGACGAGGUGGCCCCGGAGUUCCCGACGGCGGCCGGCGGCGGCAUGCUGGGGGCGGACGGCGGGCACAUCUCCUACGACGCCCUCGAAAAGGACAAGACGGGGUGCCAGAGCGGCAACCAGUGCACCGGGAAGGGAGGAGGGUCCUACACCCGGCCGUGCACGUACAAUAACGAAUGCCGCCCGUGACCAAACUGAACUGAACUGAAGAUAUAUGCCUGCACCCAGAUCUGGGGCAUGAAGGUUGAAGUAAUAAACAAGCUGCAAAAAGAUUGUACUUUUUUCACGAAAGAAUCAAGCAGGAGAGGAUCAAUGGAGCUGGUAAUUUAGCAGCAGCGUGCAUGCAUGUCUGCAUAUAAUAUUGCACGCCGGCGCGUGGUUGCGUCGCGUUCAUCAGUGCUGGUUCAUUUGCGCUAGGACCUGUCCCAUGAGAUGUGCCGCUGCUAUGCUUGUGCGUCGUCAGGGCCCUGCCUGCCUGCCUUCAUGUGAGCGCGUCCCCAUCGUGCACUGCUAUGGCGAUCACAGGGCUAUCAGCUUACUGCAUUACUGCUAGCUUAAGCAUGGAGAUCACAGCCGUCUCGUCAUGGUUUGGUGCAGAUGGUGACGGUUUUUAAGCAGUUUAUGUUAGUUACGUUGAUCACAGUAGGCACACGUACUUGACAGGAGAAGAUCAAGCCUAGUUUGUAAUUAUACGCAUAAUAGGAU
Messenger RNA from Phragmites australis (common reed), 1074 nucleotides. RefSeq lists its product as uncharacterized. The coding region runs from base 172 to 558 and encodes 128 amino acids. Lineage: Eukaryota; Viridiplantae; Streptophyta; Magnoliopsida; Poales; Poaceae. The transcript has a single exon. The record is from RefSeq and is a predicted model, not a curated record.